Sphaeramia orbicularis (orbiculate cardinalfish) is the source of this 1284-nucleotide messenger RNA. It is a transcript of the gene parvg, whose product is annotated as parvin, gamma. Gene Ontology annotation, cellular component: actin cytoskeleton; cytoplasm; focal adhesion. The record is from RefSeq and is a predicted model, not a curated record. NCBI's taxonomy places the organism in Eukaryota, Metazoa, Chordata, Actinopteri, Kurtiformes, Apogonidae. Gene Ontology annotation, molecular function: actin binding. The transcript is spliced from 13 exons. The coding region runs from base 279 to 1241 and encodes 320 amino acids. Gene Ontology annotation, biological process: establishment or maintenance of cell polarity regulating cell shape; cell projection assembly; substrate adhesion-dependent cell spreading.
CUCAUUUGUGCUUAUCUUCCCUUUCGGUCCUGUGACAUGUUAUUUUCUUUUAAAGCAGCAGUUUGAAAUUGAGCACAGUAAGACCUUUUGUGUUGAUAGAAUUCACAAGAACUCUAUCUGCAUUGAGUGCAGCCCUCCAUUUCUUAUAUCGCUGUUUUGACAGUUCCGCAGUUGACAUCAGUUAAGGAACUCAAUUCAGCAGAAGUCACCCGAUUCUGUCGAGUCACACUCCGAGCGUUGAAGGUUUUCUUUCCAACAGGAGAAUAUCUUGAGGAGCGAUGGAGCCUGAGAUCUUUGAGUGGCAAAAAGAGGAGGAGACUCUGGAUAUUGAGUCUUUCCAGGGGGAGAAGAGGAAGCUGAUUCAGCCAACGUCUUUAAAAGACCCGAAACUUGAAAAGCUAAAGGAGGCACUUGUUGAAUGGAUCAAUAGGACUUUGAAAACAGAGCACAUAGUGGUUCAGAGUUUGGAGGAGGAUCUGUACGAUGGAUUGGUGCUUCAUCACCUGCUGUCCAGGUUGGCCGGGGUGCACUUGUCUGUGGAGGAGAUUGCUCUGACCGCCACCGCUCAGAUCCACAAGCUGGAAGUGGUCCUGGAUGAGCUGGACAAGAGGCUGGGCCUGCAGGACAGCAGCCGGAUCAAGUGGAACGUCAAGCUCAUCCACAACAAAGACCUUCUGGCCACUAUUCAUCUGCUGGUUGCCAUGGUGAGAUGUUUCCAGCCUGAACUGGAUUUGCCGCCGAACGUGGAGAUUGAAGUUGUUGUUGUGGAAGUCAACAAAAAUGGUAUUAAAUCAGAAACACAGGUAGAGGUCUUAACGGAGAGAAGUGAUGCAGCCUCAGACUCCCUCAGCGAUACUGAAAGGGAAGAUCCCAUCGAACAAUUGCUGAAGCUGGAGGCUCACAAGGUCAACACAGUAAAGAAGGCCAUUUUACACUUCGUCAACCAGACUAUGUCAACCAUGGGUCUGCAGGUUGCUGAUAUGGACACACAGUUUGCUGAUGGUGUGAUUUUGCUGCUGCUGAUUGGACAGUUGGAGGGUUUCUUCAUUCCGCUUUAUGACUUCAACCUGACCCCAGUCAAUCCGUCUGAGAUGCUCCAGAACGUGACCUUGGCCUUGGAUCUCCUUAAUGACACAGGCUUGCAGUUGUCCAGUGUUGUCCCACAAGAUAUUGUCUCUCAGGACGUCGCCGCUACCUUGAAGGUCCUGUACGCCUUGUUCAAGAAGCACAAAGGAAAGUGACAGAGGGCGGAGUCAACACAAAGGAGCUCAGCCACUGGGAAUA